Molecule: messenger RNA, 1327 nt
Organism: Osmerus eperlanus (European smelt)
Lineage: Eukaryota; Metazoa; Chordata; Actinopteri; Osmeriformes; Osmeridae
Product: sialomucin core protein 24-like
Exons: 4
Coding region: 154-1179 (341 amino acids)
Source: RefSeq, a predicted model, not a curated record
GGAUCCGCCCCCUCACCUGCCCCUGGCCUAAGGAUAAGGCUGUUGUUUCUCCCACAGGAGUGCCCAGCCACUGACAAUAACUUCCUGGUUUUCAGUCGGGACAAAGUUGUGCGCGUAACGCACAAAUAUCCAAGCAGAAGAGUGCGGUUGAUCAUGGAGACCAGGUAUUCUCUGCUCCUGGUCGGAUGUCUGCUAUCUGUAUCCCUGGCCAGCGCAGCCCUAAGCCCUCCAGAGGGACCAAACCACCCAACCAUCUCACCUGCCACGACAGGGGUUUCAAACCCAGCCACGGCAACGCUGAACAGAACCUCCGCCGCCAAUGGAAUGCUCACAACAACAGCGGGUGCCACGCCUGCGAUCACGGGAGGAGGUGCUCCACCCAACGGCUCUGCUGGCACCUCCACAGCCCCCACGGCCAGCUCUGUAAGCACCCACACCCCAGGGCCUGCAGCCGAAGCCGGGGAGACCAACACCACAUCUACCCCUCCUACAGGCUCUCCUCCCACCACAGUGCCAACAACUCAAUCACCGGCUACGACUGUGAUUUUCAACACCACGUCCAAUCUGACAACGACUCAAUCACCGGCUACGACUGUGAUUUUCAACACCACGUCCAAUCUGACAACGACUCAAUCACCGGCUACGACUGUGAUUUUCAACACCACGUCCAAUCUGACAACGACUCAAUCACCGGCUACGACUGUGAUUUUCAACACCACGUCCAAUAUGCCGUCGACUCAAUCACCAGCUUCGAACGAGACUGUGAAUGCCACCUCAGCCUCACCCUCCCAUCCACCAAGUGAAGAUCCUCCCACCGCUAACACCACCUCGUGGGUGUCAACGACCAACACAGCGCUUAACGACACACGAGGAACAGGAGUGAGGCUGGAUGACUAUGAGAAGACCCUGACCGUGGUGUUCAGUGUGGUGCUGGGGGUGUCCAUCUUGGGGUUGGUGAUGUACCAGAUGACAAGAUGCCACCAGAGAAGAGUCCAGUACUCACAUCAGCCGCUCACUGAAAACACUGGUGACCUAUUCAUCUCAGAUGAAGACACGCUUGUCAUAUCAGGAGGACUCUAUGAGGGACACGUCUCUGAGCCAAUCACAACACAGCAAGACUUCCCUCCUGGCCCCUCCCAGCUAACACAGUUCCGCCUUGAGUUCUUAAAUGAUGGUUGAUCAUUACUGUCCUGUUCUUAGAGGAAAACAAUCCUUGCUUUCACCGUUUGAUUUUGAGUUAUGCAGGAUUUAACUGAUUUGUUAGUAUGACAAGUAUGAUCACAUUUGAUGUUGUUUUAUUUGACAAUAAAUACAAUAAUAUAAAUAA